ACCCCCCUUCUGUUGGAUGUCCCUCAUCCAUCGUACAGAUUUCUAAACUGUGCUACAGGAUGAUGGAAGACCAUUUAUUGGAACUAAGAGGUCUGUAUCAGGACAUGAUGUGAGGUCCCACGAUUUUUAAACCCACUUAUUUAACCAUACAUUUUGACACUGUCUGGAAGCAUCCUCAGCUCCCUCAAAACUCUCUCCUGUCUGGUUAGCAAUUAUGUGGGUUACCAGCUGCUGAAUAGUGGAAAGUUUUUGGAUGGAGAGAAAAAGGCAAAACAGAAGUUGUGGAUGUAGAAGUAGAAGUUACAUGUUUGUCAGCCACUAACAGAAUACCAGGGAAUUGCUAAUAGCAAAACCUGAGAAACUCUGGGUGAACUUUUGCAAACAUGUUUUCUCCAUGUUGCACAUCUGCAUAUAGUCGCAAAGAGAAUACUCUGCUUUGAGGUGACAAUUACGUUUCCCUAUUAAUUAUCACAAUAACUGUAGUCAGUUUGUGUUUUUUUCUGUCUGUCUCAUAGCAUAUUUUUUACCCAAGGGGUCACUUUUAAGAUCAACAGUAAUUUCUUGUCACAAACUGGGAAAGAGAAUUGUUUUAUAUGAGUACAGCUCCUGGACAACUAAACAUCAAUAUUUUGAUUGUGGAGAGUCCAUCAGCUGGCUGUCUGAAAAUGUUGAAGUCAGGCAUGGAUUCCCAUCUAUGCAGUCAGCUCUAGUAUGUGACUUGCCAAGGAUCUGGGCUUCUUUUUCUGCCUAAUUCCUUUGCUGUUCAACAAACUGAUGAAUUGUUUUGUCUCUUGCCCAAAUGAUCCCACUACUGCUGCACUUUUGCUUGCCCUUUGGGGUAGUGAUGGAAGGCAAUCUAGAUUUCUCACGUAUAAGACAGAGGCGACCAUAUGAUUAUUACAGAUCAGGAGAUUAUCUCAUUUCCGGAGUUAUACCUACGAGGACAGCUAUGUUCCCAAAUCACGACUUUCAGUAUAACCCUGCGGAGGACUUACAACCGUUAAUGAAGAGAAACUACCAGCAUAUCCUAGCCAUCUUAUUUGCAAUUAGUGAGAUCAAUAAAAAUUCAGAGCUCUUACCCAAUAUCACCCUUGGUUACAAUCUCUAUGAAAACUAUUUCAGCAAAAGGGUUGUCUACGAAGCCGCAAUAGAUAUGCUUUCUAGUGGGCAUUCGAUGGUCCCUAAUUUCAAGUGUGGACAGGAAGAAAAGCUCCUGGCUGUUAUCCAAGGAGGGGACUUUGAAACCUAUUUUCAAAUGGCAACCAUCCUAGAGAUCUAUAAGGUUCCUCAGCUCACUUAUGGCUUUGUCAACCAUAUUCUACAUGAAAAAACCCAGUUCCCCUUCUCCUUCUGGAUGAGUCCCAAGGAAAUCUCACAGUACAUGGGGAUUGUUAAGUUGCUGCUUCAUUUCAAGUGGAUGUGGAUCAGCAUUGCUGUCCCAAAAACCGAUGGUGGAAAUCAGUUUCUCAGAACCAUGGAAACACUGUUCUCCGAGAGCGGUAUUUGCAUAGCCUUCUCUCACAGGAUCCCACUUGUAUUUGUUGAUGGCUUUACUCUUUUAGAUAAUGAAAUACUGAACCUAUUUGAAAACCUCCUAGAAGAGAAAAUCAAUGUAGUCAUUUACUUCGGGGAUUCAGAUUCAAUGAUUUUGUUGCCAGUUAUGCUUUCCAUACUGGAAAAACAUUACCCUCCAGGGAAAGUGUGGGUCUCCACAGCCUUGUGGGGCUUUACUUUAAGCACCUUUUUUUCUUACUGGGAUAUUAAAUAUUUCCAUGGUGCCUUGUCCUUCAUCAUCCAAACAGAUAGGAGAUCAAAGUCCCAAGAACUUUUCCUGGAUGAGGAUAAAGAUACUUUUGAACAUGUCUGGUCAGAUAUGUUUGACUGCUAUGAUUCCGACCACAGAUUUUCAAGAAAGACCUGGAAAAGAUGUAGAGAGAAGGAAAAUCUGGGAGUUCUUUCCAAAGCUUGGCUUGAGAAAAGCAUGUCUGCUGAAAGCUACAAUAUUUACAAUGCAGUCUAUGUUGUAGCCCAUGCCUUCCAUGCCAUGAUGAUGCCCUUAUCUAGCAAAAAUAUGAAAAAAGAAAAAAUACUGGAUCUUACAGCCAUGACACAAUCAUGGCAGGUUCAUUCUUUUCUAAGAAAUGUCCACUUUAACAGUACCACUAUGGAUGAAGUAUAUUUUGACAAUGAUGGAGAGCUGGUGGCUGACUAUGAUCUUGUCAACCUGAUUACAUUUCCUAAUGAGUCUGCUAGAAGAGUGAAAGUUGGAAAACUCCAGAGAGAGACUUCCUCAAAUGUGAAGAUGAUCAUUGACGAAGAGGCCAUUGUGUGGCCCAACUCAUUUGACCAGGUAACACCUCGUUCUGUCUGUAAUCCAAGCUGCCAACCAGGCGAAAGGAAGAUGGUCCCUGAAGGACAACCAAUUUGCUGCUAUGUUUGUAUCCCAUGCCUGGAAGGAACCAUUUCUGUCAACCCAGAUGCAGAUCAAUGUCAAGAGUGUUCUGAAGAUCAAUAUUCAAAUAAAAACAGAGAUCAAUGCAUCUCCAAGAUCAUUGACUUCCUGUCUUUUGGAGAAGUUCUGGGGAUUGUGUUAGUCUUCUUUUCCUUGUUCCUGUGUGUAGCUACAGUUUUAAUUUUAGUAAUCUUUCUGAGACACCGCAACACUCCAAUAGUCAAGGCCAACAACCGUAACCUCACCUAUAUCCUUCUUGUCUCCAUCCUGCUUGCCUGUUUGUCCUCAUUUCUAUUUAUUGGCCAGCCAGAAAAGGUGACCUGUCUUCUUCGCCAAACCACUUUUAGCGUCAUCUUCUCUAUUGCUAUCUCUUCUGUUCUGGCAAAAACUAUCACUGUGAUACUGGUAUUCAUGGCCACACAGCCAGGGCACAGAAUGCAGAAAUGGAUGGGGCAGAAUCUUGCAAAUGCCAUUGUCUUUUUUGGCUCCAUUAUUCAGUUUGGUAUCUGUAUUGUCUGGAUGGGUACAUCUCCUCCCUACCCAGAACUUGUCAUGAAUUCCCAUGUUAGACAAAUCAUCCUACAGUGCAAUGAAGGCUCUGCCAUCAUGUUCUACUCUGCCCUUGGUUUCAUGGGCAUUCUGACCACCACUUCUUUUAUUGUAGCUUUCUUGGCCAGGAAGCUGCCUGGAGGGUUCAAUGAAGCAAAAUUUAUCACCUUCAGUAUGCUGAUUGUUUGUAGUGUUUGGAUUUCCUUUGUGCCCACCUAUCUGAGCACCAAAGGUAAAUACAUGGUAGCUGUGCAGAUUUUCUCCAUCUUGGCUUCCAACACUGGGUUGUUGGGUUUCAUCUUCCUUCCCAAAUGUUACAUCAUUGUAUUGAAGCCUCAUUUAAAUACAAAGGAGCAACUAAUGGCAAAGAGAAAUAAAUUUGGCUGAUUCUACACAUCUUCCUUUCACUGAUAUUAUCUGUAUAGUGUAUUUGAAGGUUUAACAUCACCACUGUUGCCAGGGUCACAAUUCAGGCUCAUGAUGACUCUUUUGAUGCAAUCUUCAUACAUUGUGGAGAACCAAAGAAACUCAAAUUAGAAAUGGAUUGUGUGUAGUGAUCCCAUCUGCAGUAUCCCUGUUUACAACAGAUUCCAUCUUCUUAUUACUUGAUCUCACUAUAUUGAGUAGCCAAAUGUGAAAUACAGCCACAUAGACAAUCUAUCCCGGUCUCUUUGCACAAUGUGGAGAAGGCUGAAACUGAAUGAUAGGAUUGUAGUUGGAAUAGAGCAUCAAGGCCCUCCAGUCCAAUGCCAUUCUGCCAUUCAGAAAUCCACAAUCAAAGCAUUUCCAAAAGAUGGUAUCUAUCCAGCC
Anolis carolinensis (green anole) is the source of this 3811-nucleotide messenger RNA. Its product is annotated as vomeronasal type-2 receptor 26-like. The record is from RefSeq and is a predicted model, not a curated record. Gene Ontology annotation, biological process: G protein-coupled receptor signaling pathway. Gene Ontology annotation, molecular function: G protein-coupled receptor activity; protein binding. Gene Ontology annotation, cellular component: plasma membrane. The coding region runs from base 800 to 3388 and encodes 862 amino acids. The transcript is spliced from 6 exons. Lineage: Eukaryota; Metazoa; Chordata; Lepidosauria; Squamata; Anolidae.